AUGUGUGAUUAUCCCUGUUCAAAACCUAUAAUCGAGAAAAAAUUUCGUCCAUUAACUCUGCUAUUACUCGAUUGUUGGCAACGUGAAUAUGAUAAGCGACCAUAUCGCAAUUUCAAAUUUGAACGUAUAAAAUUUGAGGAACGGUUGGAGAGAAACUAUGAUUCAAAACAAGAUUUCACAACCAUUGUAUUAUUUUUAAAGAAACGUUCUCUUUAUUCCAUAAAAUUAGUGGGCUUGACUCUUCACCAACAACCCGUUCGCAUAAUUUAUGAUUUUGUUGAAGGUUUGCAAAAAUUAAAACGUAUAGAAUUGAAAUUAAUGGAAUUACCUUUGGAAUUCUUUCAAAUACUCGAUUAUAAUGCAGAACUAAUGAAGCUUAAGGAAUUAUCUUUAGAAGGCACCGCCUUAACCGACAAGGAUAUUUUAUGUUUACAUUCUUUUAUAAUUAAAUCGAAAACAUUGCAAAUUUUAAAUAUCUCCUGCUGCAGCAUUAAUCAGUAUAAUUUUGCUCUAUUAGCCGAUGCCAUAUACAAAUCACCCACUUUAAACUCUUGCAAUAUGUCACACCUUUUGGGUCUACAUUUGACUCUGGAUUCGCAGAAAAUAGCUCACAUUAUAGCAACUUUAAUAUGGCAAAAUAAAUUACAAGAAUUGAUAUUGGAAAACUGUGGCCUUUUAGGACACGAUAUGGAAAUUUUAGCAGAAUAUUUAUACGAUAUAUCAUCAAAACUACAAUCACUAAACGUUUCUUUUAAUAAAAUCGGUUCAAAUGGUGCUCUAGAACUUUUCAAAGCCAUUUCAAAGAGUAAAACUUUAAAAAAUUUAAAAAUGACAGGCUGUAGUUUAGGUUCACAUGGCGGUGAAAUAGUGGCUCAAUAUUUAAGUUCAUGUUGGAAUCUAGAGUCGUUAGCUCUACAAUAUAAUACUAUUUCAGCCGAGGUGAUCAAUAUGAUUUUGUUGUGUAUGAAAAAACCUUGUAAAUUGAUGAAAUUGUAUUUAUAUGGUGGCAACAGAUUUAAUACACGUACAGGUGAUAUUUUAAGGAGACUAUUGGAAUCAGGAGUUUUACCGCAGGAUUUUAUAGAUAUAACUGUGACAUUUGAUGAUACUUUGCCGGGUUAUAGAGUUAUACCAUGGUUGCCGUAAAUAUUACAUUUUAUAUCUUUUACUAAAUUUUGGAAAUACAAUUUUAGAUAAUUACUAGCUUCGCUACCCUAAAAGCAAAAUAAAU
Messenger RNA from Lucilia cuprina (Australian sheep blowfly), 1231 nucleotides. Its product is annotated as NACHT, LRR and PYD domains-containing protein 5. Gene Ontology annotation, molecular function: protein binding. The transcript is spliced from 2 exons. The record is from RefSeq and is a predicted model, not a curated record. The coding region runs from base 1 to 1146 and encodes 381 amino acids. NCBI's taxonomy places the organism in Eukaryota, Metazoa, Arthropoda, Insecta, Diptera, Calliphoridae.